Brassica napus (rape) is the source of this 1980-nucleotide messenger RNA. RefSeq names its product putative F-box protein At1g50870. The record is from RefSeq and is a predicted model, not a curated record. Gene Ontology annotation, molecular function: protein binding. The coding region runs from base 603 to 1811 and encodes 402 amino acids. NCBI's taxonomy places the organism in Eukaryota, Viridiplantae, Streptophyta, Magnoliopsida, Brassicales, Brassicaceae. The transcript has a single exon.
GAAAUUUUGUUUGAACAAUUUUUUUUGAUAAAAUAUUUGAACAAAUAUUGACAACUUAAUAUUUAAAAUUUGCAUUGAAUGUUUAUAAAAAUUAUAAAUUACGAAAACUUUCAAAAACAUUGCACAAUGAAAAAUUGUUAUGAGCGAUUAAUUUUUUUUUUUAUAAAAAGAUACAAAUAAGUUGAACGCAUCAUUUAACAGUAUAUCAAUAUUAAAAAUAUACUAUUUAUUUAUGUAUAUAUUAUGUAAAUUUAAUUAUAUAAAAUAGAAAAUAGAAAAAACGAUCGUUUGAAUUAAUAAACAUUUUUUUUACGUAUUCACACCAAUUUAAUUAUAUACGUAAUAGUUACUAACGUUUUAAUUAUCCAAUAAUAUAUAUAUAUAUAUAUAUAUAUAUAUAUAUAUAUAUAUAUAUAUAUUAUUUUAUAAUAUAUAAAAGAAUAUAUAAUACGUAAAAUAAUUUAUAGAUACAUGUUCUUGCACGGGUCUUCGUCUAGUAUUUUAUAUAUUGUGCCAUCCACGUUACCAUGUUUAUAUAUUUAUAUUGAACCCUAAAUAGAACCGAUUUUAGUAAAAGGGGCAUAUAACUCUGGAAAGAAAGAAUGAGGGAUUUUAAGAAGAAUCAGCCAUGGAUGAACAAGAAGAGAAGAAGACUAGAGAGAUCCAGAGAUGGUAAACCACAACCAAACCAUAUUCCUCUUGAUCUAACCUUGGAGAUACUCUCACGACUUCCUGCGAAAUCGAUUCUGAGAUAUCAAUGCGUCUCGAAGCUGUGGUCUUCUUCUAUCACUCUUCCUAGUUUUAUCAACUCGUUCACGUCUCGGUCCACUUCACGAUUGCCGACUCUUCUUGUCACCUUCUCAUCAAGUUGGGGAGAUUAUGUUUUCUCGUUUCCUCAACACCAGAUUCCUGACGGGUCGACUUGUUCUUCAUUCUACAGUUAUCAAAUAACAAACACAGAUUGUGACUCUCCACGAUCCCAGAGCGUCCAGGGACUGAUUCUAGUACCCGUGUUAAAAAUUUGGAACCCAACCUUGAGACGGUUUUUAGCCUUACCACAUCCCGGUAAACACAUGUCGACUCGAGACGGUUGGUCGUCUUAUUUAGGAUACAAUUCAUUGGAGGGUAAACACAAAGUACUUUGUGUAUUAACUAAUAAAUAUUCCGAUCAGCCUCAGGUUCUUACACUGGGAGCUAAAGAAUCAUGGAGAAUAAUAACCAAAGGACGUUGCCCUAUGCAUUUCCCAAGGGGAGAAUAUGGGCGAUGCUUCAAUGGGAUUCUGUAUUAUACAGCUCGUCUUCUUGGUGAUGGUCAUGAUAUCAUAAUGAGCUUUGAUGUCAAAUCUGAAAAUUUCAAUAUUAUAAAAUUUCUGGAGGGUCGCUCUCGUAAGCUUCAUAUGAUACCUUAUGAGGGAAGGCUAGCCUUAGUUACUCAUGAUUAUCAUGUUGUUAAACUCUAUAUUUUGGAAGAUGCACAUGGACACGAAUGGAGACGUGAACUCUUUGUUCUUCAUUUACCAUGUGAGAACCUACGGAGGGAUUGUAUACGUUUCAGGGGCAUUACUGAUGCUGGUGAGUUUAUUUUUGCUCCAUGUUGUUUCAAAGAAGCCUUUUAUAUUUUAUAUUUAGAUCCGAGGAGAAGCAGUACUAGAGAAGUGUUUUUUGAAAGAAAUAUGGGUGAGUUUAGACGCCGUUGUGGACUUUCUAGCAGCCACACGCUCACUAUGGAUGUUUUCCCAAAUCACAUCGAGUCUCUUUUCUUUGUAGAGCCACCGCCUUCGGUUCUCAAUGUUACUUUGUUUUUUUUGUAGAGCACCGUCUUAGGUUCUCAAUGUUACUUUGUUUCCUUAAUUAACGUUCUCCAGUGAUUCUUUUAUGUUUUUGACUUUUUCGUGUGAUCUUUUUUGAGAACAUAUAUUGUGUACCUUGAUGUUCUCCAAUGUUACUCCAACAAUGCUUCAAUGAUUCUUAAGUUAUGUC